UCCUCGCCCCCCCCCGUCCUUCCCGCGCGUUGGUUCGCUCUUCCCCGCCCCUUUACCCCACCUCUCUCGUCCCCUCCCACCCCCCGGCUCCCCGCGGUGGUCUGGCCCGGCCCGGCGGCGGAGGGAGCGGCGGAGACGGGUGGGGAGGCGUUGGCGGCCGAGGGGGUCUCGCUGCCCGUUGACGCGUCAGCCCCUGCGGAGCGGCGAGAAGCGGAGCCGGGGAGAGAGCGGAGCGAGUGAGGGAGCGGGAGCGGCUCCCCGACCUCAGGCAGCACCAUGAGUGAACAGAGUAUCUGCCAAGCACGAGCUGCUGUGAUGGUCUAUGAUGAUGCCAACAAGAAAUGGGUACCAGCUGGUGGAUCAACUGGAUUCAGCAGAGUUCAUAUAUAUCAUCAUACAGGCAACAACACAUUCAGAGUAGUGGGCAGGAAGAUUCAGGAUCACCAGGUGGUAAUAAAUUGUGCCAUUCCAAAAGGGCUGAAGUACAAUCAAGCUACACAGACCUUCCACCAGUGGCGUGAUGCUAGGCAGGUGUAUGGUCUGAAUUUUGGCAGCAAAGAAGAUGCCAACGUCUUCGCAAGUGCCAUGAUGCAUGCCUUAGAAGUAUUAAAUUCACAGGAAGCUGGUCCCACAUUGCCUCGCCAGAAUUCACAGCUUCCCUCUCAAGUACAGAAUGGUCCAUCACAAGAAGAAUUGGAAAUCCAGAGAAGACAGUUGCAAGAGCAACAGAGGCAGAAGGAGCUGGAGCGGGAGAGGCUGGAUCGUGAACGAAUGGAACGGGAGAGGCUGGAGAGAGAGAGGCUAGAAAGGGAAAGACUUGAAAGAGAGCGCCUAGAACAGGAGCAACUGGAGAGAGAACGGCAAGAAAGGGAGCGACAAGAGCGACUAGAAAGGGAGAGGCAAGAGAAGGAGAGGCAGGACCGAGAAAGACUUGAACGACUUGAACGGGAAAGGCAAGAAAGAGAACGACAAGAACAGUUGGAGAGGGAACAAUUGGAAUGGGAAAGAGAGAGAAGAAUUACAAAUGCUGCUCCAUCUUUCGACAACUCCCCGUAUAGCACUCCACUUCCCGACUACUCCAGUUGCCAGCCUCCUUCAGCACCUCCUCCAUCAUAUGCAAAAGCAGUCUCAGCACCAGUGUCAGAGGCCGCACCGGAGUACGCUGUAGUGACUUCUGCGCCACCGACUUCCACUCCCCCUACACCGCCUCUAAGGCACUCUGCAUCACGUUUUGCUACAUCUUUAGGCUCAGCUUUCCACCCUGUUCUCCCCCAUUAUGCUACGGUUCCUCGUCCGCUGAACAAAAGUUCUCGGCCCCCUUCUCCUGUCAAUGCCCCAGCGACUUUGCCUCCAAAUACAAAGCCUGUUGCCUGGUCUGCGCCCAGUUUUGCCCCUCUUCCCCCAUCUCCUCCAGUAAUGAUAAGCAGCCCACCAGGCAAAGCUACCGGUCCGAGACCUGUUCUCCCAGUGUCGGCUUCUAAUCCGGUGACCCAAAUGUCCACGUCUCCCACGGCUCCUAACGGGCUUCCUGAAAACCUGGCUUAUCCGGCUCCUUCACCUUCUACCUCAGGUCCAACUCCGCCUCCACCACCUCCUCCUCCCCCACUGCCUUCCUUUCCGCCUCUGUCACUCUCUGGACCUCAAGCUUCUCCUUCUCCCAACUCCCCGAAUGCCUCGACUCCCUCAUCCAAGCCUAGUGUUCUCCCUUCUCCCUCUGCAGCUACCCCUGCCUCUGUUGAGAACUCUCUAAACUCUGUGCUGGGAGACUCCUCUGCUUCUGAGCCAGUCUUGCAGGCAGCCUCUCAGCCGAUUGAACCUACGACCCAGCAGGGUGUUGUCCAAGGACCACCUGCACCUCCUCCCCCACCCCCCUUGCCCCCUGGCCCAGCUCAGUCUUCAGUAGCAGCCCCACCUCCUCCUGGCCCGCCACCACCACCUCCACUUCCACCUUCAGGGCCGCCGCCGCCGCCACCACCACCUCCACUUCCUAGCCAAGCUCCUCAAGUUCCUCUUCCACCUCCUGCUCCCCCCCUCCCUGCCUCUGGAUUUUCAGUGGGAUUUGUGUCCGAAGAAAAUCGCCCUUUAACUGGACUAGCAGCUGCCCUCGCUGGAGCCAAGCUUAGGAAAGUCUCACGGGGUGAAGACUCCUCCAGUUCAGGUGGAGGAGGAGGAGGCUCUGCUUCAUCUAAAACAGACAGUGGCCGUGGAAAUGGACCGCUUCCCUUGGGAGGCAGUGGGCUGAUGGAAGAAAUGAGUGCACUGCUGGCCAGGAGGAGAAGAAUUGCUGAAAAGGGAUCAACAGAACCAGAGCAGAAAGAAGAUAAAACUGAGGAAGCAGAGUCUUCAACUUCUAAGGUUUCUUCAACAAGCACACCUGAACUAACAAGAAAGCCUUGGGAAAGAACAAAUACAGUGAAUGGAAGCAAGUCACCUGUUAUCUCCAGACCAAAAUCUACACCUACGGGGCAGCCCAGUGCCAAUGGAGUACAGUCAGAGGGUCUAGAUUAUGACAGAUUGAAGCAGGACAUUUUAGAUGAAAUGAGGAAGGAGUUAACAAAACUAAAGGAAGAACUCAUUGAUGCCAUCAGGCAAGAACUCAGCAAGUCGAAUACCGCGUAGAAAGAGUAGGACUAAGCCGAUGUGACUCUUUAACUUGAUACAAAACUGACUACAUUUUGUGAGCUGUUAGAAGAAAACGGAGACAGACACUUGGAAGGAGGGAGAAACAACCUAUUCUGAGAAGCUUCAGACACAUCACUCUGGUGAUAACGCUAUUCCCCUCCUAGUUUGCAGCUUUUUUUUCUGACCUUUACAGCAGGGUGGAAAAGACUUUUAAAGUUACUGUAACGAUUAUGCAGAAAUUCCUACACCUAGCAGACAAGAUCACAGUGCUUUGAAGUCUACUCAUGUCAAGAUCCAAUCGCACAGGUUUCUGAAUUUGUGUUAAGACGAAAAAGAGGGGAAAAAAAAAACCCAACCCAACAAAAACCCACCGGGGAAAAGCUUGGGAAGGCUUUUCAGAGAGGUUUUCUUGAUUAAUGAAGGAGUUAGCAAGUUAUACUGUUCAAAUGUAUCUCAGGUUUGUCUUCUUAUCCUAUCUGCUAUUUCCACGCCUAAUUCGAAGAGAUCUGAUGUGCAGAAGUUCGGUGGAGAGAACAGGGAGCGCUGUUAAAGGGCAGGGUUUAAGCGAAUGACCUUAGGCGGUGACCACAGACGCAUUACUGAUCCUCAUCAGAGGUGUCCCUGCCCUGCGGCAGUGCCGGAGAUGGAGAGGUGGGGGGGGGAGGGAGGGUUGGAACUAGACUAUCUUUGAGAUCGGAGGGGGGGGGGAGGGUUGGAACUAGACUAUCUUUGAGCUCCCUUCCCACCCUACCAAUGGAUUUCUGUGAUUUUCCCUUUUUUUUUUGGGGGGGGGGAGGGGAAUUUUCUGAUAGGAAGCCUCUCUACUUAGCCUUCAUGCAAUUUUACAGGGGAAAAAAAAAACCCAACAAAAAAAGAGAGAAAAAAAACCAAACAAACAAAAAAAAAAAAGAAACCAAACCACCACCACCAACACCAACAACAAAGAAAGGCAAAAUCCAGCCCAGAGUUGAAAGCUGUCGAUGCCUCCCUGCAUUGUUCCGAUGCUUUACCAAAUCUAAGACUUCUACACGAGGCAAAUCAGCAGUCAAAAUGUAUAAAAACAAAAAGAAAUAAAUCAGUAGUCUGUUGUAGAUUUACAGUAGAUUUUUAGGGCUUUUUUUUUUUUUUCCCUUUUGUUUUUAUUUUUUAGAAGCUUUAUGCAUGUGGAAAUUUUUUUUUCUCCCCUUUUUUUCUCCUCUUUUUUUUUUUGGGGGUAAUGUAACAGUUCACAGCCAGCUUUUGAAUUAAAAGGAAAAGAAGAAAAUAAUAAAGUUGCAUGUCACAGAGUA
This is a messenger RNA of Pogoniulus pusillus (Red-fronted tinkerbird), 3911 nucleotides long. It is a transcript of the gene ENAH, whose product is annotated as ENAH actin regulator. Bases 277 to 2619 code for a protein of 780 amino acids. The transcript has 14 exons. Gene Ontology annotation, molecular function: profilin binding; SH3 domain binding. Gene Ontology annotation, biological process: axon guidance; actin polymerization or depolymerization; actin polymerization-dependent cell motility. The record is from RefSeq and is a predicted model, not a curated record. NCBI's taxonomy places the organism in Eukaryota, Metazoa, Chordata, Aves, Piciformes, Lybiidae.